UUCGUGCACUUGGACAAAUUUCAACAUGGCGCGCUUGCGUUUUCCAGGACGACCUGGCCAAAGAUACGGUCGAUCUCUUAUUCGUUUCAUGCCCCAUGAAGCUCAAAAUUCGCAGAUUCUUUUUUUCAAUCUCACAGCCAACAUCCAGAGAAAUUUGAAGUGGUUUUACGACACGUUCGGCGAUUCAGACGAGGAGGAAGACUUUGAUGGUUUCACCUUGGACGAUGGCGAGCUUCAAGCGUACCAGCUUCUGCAGGAGGAGGAUGUCCUGGAACGACAGAGCCGGGAACAUGAUCAAAGGACAGCUAGACAGUCCUUCUUGCAGUCUCAGCGAGUGCAGGGUUCGGGCCGGAACAUCCGCAAUGUCAUCCGCCGAUCCUACGCCGCCAUGCUCCGCGGUGAGGAGGACUUAUCCCCCAAGUUGUACAGGCUGAAGAGACCGGAAGAGUUGGUGGGCUAUGGGAUCAAGCAUGUCCACCCAAAGGGGCAACUUCUCGAGGGGACGUCCGCAACGUCGUCCGAAUCGACUUCCCCAUCAAAGGUCACGAGCAUCAAGAUCAAACUGUUGCCGGACGGGAAACAAGCCAAGAUUGUGCGCCGCCGCCGGCCUCCGACGGCCUUGAAUCUGGACUUCAUUCGGCCCUACAAGGGCAGUGGGCUGAAGGGCAAGCCUCUGACCAAGCAGGAGAAGAGGGCCAAGGCGAUGCAGGAGAAGUUCCUGCGGGACGCAAAGGCCCGGGAGAGGGCGCGCAAGCGGAAGGAGCGCGAGAAGCUGCAGAGACAGGAGAAGGCCCGGCGGGAGAGGCUGAAGCGGGAGAAGGCCAAGGAGAAGAGGCGGCAGAAGAGGAUGCGGGAGAAGGAGAAGAAAGAGAGACUGCAAGAGAAGAAGAGAGCCCGGGCUCUCGCCAAAAAGGAGAAGCAGCUGGCAAAGAGGAACAGGGGCCCGACCUCUCAACAGAAGCCGAAUAUCACCUCUGUCAAGGUGGAACCUUCGGAGCUGCCAGCAAAGACAAAGAUAUCGGUGCCGGCAAAGCGAGUCCGCGCCAAGAAGACUGAGAUCGUGGCAGCGCGACAGAUCCUGGCCCGUGCCAAGGGGCAGCAGAAGAAGGUAGCCCUGGAAGCAAAUUUGACCCCUGCCAGUAAGAGGACAAUCAAGAAGUCACGCAUGCUAGCUGACAUGGUCGCCAACGUCAAUUUUCUGCAGCGGACAGGCAGCCCGUCUCCGCCCGGCACACCGCUCCUCUCACCUAAGAUACCUGCAACAGGGAAAGCUUCACCAAAAACUGUUGUUGUAGAGAGGAAAGAUAAAAAGAACACAAGUACCAGUGUCAAACACAAAAAAGUCAGGCAUGCAAUGCCAGUAAAGCCCAGGCUUAUAAAGGAAGAAAAGUUCAAGGAACAAGUUGCAAGCUCACUUUCCCCUCAGCUUUCAGAUCUGGACAGUGACAGUGUAAUGUCGAGUCCGCCGUCAGCAACAAAAAUUGCAGGUUCGUUUAUUCUUCCAUCCAUCAGUGCACGCUCCUCUCGCAUUAUCAAGCCAUGUAAGCGGUACGUCGAAAACGAUGAUGCACCAGCCGCCAAGAUGACUUCCCUCCCGUCCAAGCCAUCGUCGGCAAGCUCGCCAAAAGCUUUAUCCUUGCCUGAGGAAGAACCGGAGGAGAACUCAUCAUUUGCAGACUUGUCCAGCGAUGAAGACCGUGACUACCGGCCCGGCAGCGGCGUCCCGAAACCAUUUUGUUACAAGCACAAGCGAAGUCGGAAGAAGUUGGGCUUGACCUCAAAACAAACCCUGAAACAGACGGUGGUUGAGAGAAGUAAACAGAACGCCCAGAACAAACUGUUGCAGAGGUACAAGAGAGCCAUCCUGGGUCCGAAAGGCCAAGAACAGACUGUCAGUCGAAGCGUGGAAGCCCUUGUGACGACUUCAUGUAUGGCCCCAAAACUCAGUUUAAAGAAAUCCUCAAAGAGGGAAAAUGCCACGCCUGGCAAGAGAAAUUCUCAGGGGUCCCGUAAAAAACCCGACGCAGAGGCCGAGAAGAAACCGCUGCUGGCCACGCCCAUUCUGCAAGAGGUCAAGGGGAGCCACCGUGCCCACCUGCAGAAGCUGGCAAAGGACAAGAAGCCGAGCCCACUCUCGUCGGAGGUGAAGACGCCGCAGCACUCCCGACCGGCCAUGGGAGGGGACAGGGGCACUCACCUGGAUGCUGUAUCCAAGCAAAUGGUGGAGGCCAUGGAGGCUGACAUGUCACCAGAGCAGACAGCAGACAAGCCAGCCAAGAUGCCCGGAAUGGAUGCCCAAGUCGCCCCUGCAGUCAUCACCUCCCAUGGGCCAAGAAUCAAACACGUGUGCAGGCGGGCCUCAGUAGCCUUGGGGUUAGAGGUCGCUACCUUUCCCGAUCCUGCCUCUGCUGCCGAGCGCACACUCAGCGCUCUACCCCAGGAGGAUAGGGGCCAAGUGGAAGAGCCGAUCAAGAUUGAGACACAGCUCGAGGGGGACGAAGCAGAGUCCCCCAGCAAGUACAGCCGUAAGAACCGGGGUGCCAACUACAAGAAGAUACGACAGGAGCUCCUGGGCCUGGAGGACGACCAGCCGCAGCAGCAGGGGAGAAAGAAGGGGGCGUCCGGAGGGAACCUGCCCUGGAGACACGACCAGAAGUUCCGGGUGGCCCCUUUCAAGGGGCUGAAGGUGGGCUCUGCCAAGAGGCGACGGUGCGGCAAGUGCGGGCCCUGCCAGCGUAAGGACGACUGCGGAGAGUGCGAAUUCUGCCUAGACAAGACAAAGUUUGGAGGCCCCAACACCAAGCGGCAGGCCUGUAUACACCGGAAAUGCUGGAACCCUCAGUACAAAAGUACAGUGCUACAAGAAGUCCGUGAAGGUAUUAGAGAGCAGGUUCCCGUACCUGACGCGGUGAGGCGGUUCUACCAGUCGUCGGACAAGCAGGUAGGGGUCCAGGGAGCGGGCCCCCAGUCACGGACCAACCUGCACAGGACGUCGCCGUUCAAGCAGCGGUCGCGCCUGGGCAAGCCCAAGGCGAGGAUCAAGCUGCCCACCCGACAUGACGCCAUCAAGGUCUUCUCGUCCAGCAGGCCCAUGAGCCGGGCCGAGCGCAUGCAGCUGGAAAAGGAGAAGGCAAAGCUGCGCAAGUUGGAGGCCAACCGGACCAGCUCUUCCAGCCUGACUGUGGCCAAAUUGAAGGCUAAACCCCAGAUCGAGCCCCUGAAGAUUACACACCAUCGUAUCAACAUCGACUUCAAGGAGGAUUAUGACAUUGACACAGCAUGGCAGCGUGGUAUCGCCAUCUUAUCGUCUGAGCCGAUGGUCCCCCGCACUGUGUGCUACCUAUGUAGCAGCACUGGUAAACAUGAGCUGAUCUAUUGCAAUGUGUGCUGCGAACCGUUUCACUCCUUCUGCCUGGAGGAGUUCGAGCGCCCUCUGGAGGGAGAGACGGAGAACUGGUGCUGUCGACGGUGCAAGUUCUGCCACGUCUGCGGCAGGCAAGACAAGCUUCUGACAUGCGACAAAUGCCACAGUAGUUACCAUCCGGAGUGCCUGGGGCCAAACUAUCCAACCAAGCCAUCUAAAAGGAGAAAGAUAUGGGUGUGCACAAAGUGCGUCAAGUGUAAAAGCUGCGGAGCCACCACCCCGGGUCAGGCACCCAACGCCCAGUGGUCGCAUGACUUCUCGCUGUGUCAAGACUGCGGUAAACUCUUUGACAGAGGGAAUUACUGUCCCAUCUGCAGCCAGUGCUACGAGGACGACGACUACGAGUCCAAGAUGAUGCAGUGUGCGGAGUGUGACCGCUGGGUGCACGCUAAGUGCGAGGGCCUGACAGACGACAUGUACCACAUCAUGACGGAUCUUCCUGAGAGUGUCCCCUACCACUGCGUCAAGUGUGAGCCCGUCCGGCCUGCCAAGUGGCAGGUGGAGUUGGAGGAGGAGAUGGAAGCGGGCUUCCAGAAUGUCCUGCGGGCCAUGUUCCACUGCCGCAGUGCCGCCCACCUGGUCAGUUCUGAGAAGAAGGUCAAGCACGGUCGGUCUGCCAACCGUUCAGCUUCCCCUGCGAGUUCCAGCGGAACAACCCGUGACCUCACUGCCUCCCCGGCCCUGAGUGACACGCUGUCAGCUGAUUCUCACUCCAGCCCCGCCGACUCCAGGAUAGACCUCUCCUCACGCCGGGUCUCGCCCCGAUUUCUCAAGGACCCAAAAGUUCUUACAGGAAAUCUGGUCCCAAGAGCUGGGGAGAAGACUGAUGUAACGUCGAAAACAGCUAGCUCAGUUGCCUUGGAGUCUUGUUCCCUUGGAGACGGACAGAAGGAAGAGGAUACAGUGGGUCUUUUGCCAGAUACCACUGGUACUGUUGCCAGGGAAACUGAGAUCAAAGAUGAAGUUAUCAUGGAAACACUGAGUAAUGAAUACAGCUCAACUGAUGAAGUUGGUACAGAGAAAAUGCUCUCUCCGGAGAGUUCUACCUCUGAACCUGAUCAGUCAUCCAGAGAGCAUUCUGAGGGUGGAACCUCUAUGGAUUUCUCACCAGUGAGAUCUUCCAACUCACAAACGGUCCAAAGUACUACAGUGGAUACAACCAGUCAUAAGGAAACGUCAUUGGAAACCAGGACUUCAGGGAAUGUGCAGUGCCUCCAAACUGGUCUACCGGUCCCACCAGACACUGACUGCCUGAAAACGGAAACACCUGUAGUGCCGACCAAAGAUUUUCAAGAAAAUGUGGAUGGGUCUCCCAAACAGGAUUUUCAAGAAAAUGUGGAUGGGUCUCCCAAACAAUCUAUACUUCCUGGGGAAAGUGUCACUGAAUGGAGUAGUCAAGACAAACAGGAUGAAGAUGAAGCACUGUCAAGACCUCUGUAUCCCACUUCUGCAACCAGUGACGAUUCCAAGCCAGUGGCUGCCUCUCCCAUUGUUGAGCUGAGCGAACAGUCUCCAGAUGUAAGAAUGCACUCUCCUGAAAGCCAUCCCAAGGAAGCAGUAGUUUCUGAACUGGUUUGCCAAAUGUUUCCAGAACAGGAAGAGCAAUGCAAAAAUGAGCAAAACGAAGAAAGAAUUGUUGCACUCGGUAGUUCAUGCAGAGAGGUUACCCAUGCUCAGGGAGAUGAAUCAAGGAAUGCAAGAGAUGCACAGAUUGAGCAGGGGCCCCAGAACAUGGAUAAUUCUGCCCACAGUGACAUUACCAGUGACUCUGCAGACCUUUCACAUGUCAGUGCAUCCAAUGCAAGGGACUCCCCAAAAAAGCAAAUCGUUCACCCUGCAGCUUGUGAUGUCACAAGUCAUGAUUCUCACCGGAUAUCUGAAAUUCAAACGAGCGACAACUCCCCCAACUCUCAAAGUGUAGUUGCCCCCUCAGAUAAUGUCUUAUCCAAAGAUGGGAUUAAACAUUUGGACGAAUCCAUUAGCUCAGAGGUGAGUCUUUUCAGAGGUGUGGUGGAGAAGCCGUCAACAGAGGCUGACAACCCAAAAGAUCUGAAAGCAGUGAGCAGGAGAGUGAAAAACAAACACUACAAGACUGUUGCCGAGUUUUGUGAUGACUGCGUGCGCAUCAUCCAGCAGGCGUUGUCUUCGGAGGGGGAGCAGUCGCUGAACCUCAAGCGCAACAAUCGCACCGCCUGCUCGGUUUUCCUCAAGCACAUGACCAAGAUGUUCCCCUGGUACAAAGUGGAGUCGUCCAGGUCCUGGGAGCAGAAUCAAAAGUUUCCCGAUGGUAUGCUGUCUCAGGCCGUCCUGCCUCCCCACAGUGACCACGAGUAUGCUCAGUGGAAGCACACCAACCACCCCUUACCCACAAUGCUUCAGCCAUCCCCCUUGAAGCGUCUCCCCUUCUCCCCGACAAGCCGGACGCCAGCCAGAAUCAUCGGAGGAAAUGCCCAAGUGACGCCAUUGGCCGAGCCAGAAACAGACGACACCAGGAGAUGCUGCUUGUGCGGUCGUUUCUCGGACGAGGACCCAAACGAUGGAGGCCGGCUACUGUACUGUGGGCAGGACGAGUGGAUCCACAUCAAUUGUGGGCUGUGGUCAGCGGAGGUCUUUGAGGAGAUGGACGGGUCACUCAUCAACGUCCACGCAGCCAUCUGGAGGGGCCGGCAGUUGCGCUGUGAGGGUUGCAACAAGUUUGGAGCCACUGUCGGCUGUUGCCAGCGGGGCUGCCCGGCCAACUACCACUUCAUGUGUGCCAGGGAGAAGAACUGCGUCUUUCAGGAGGACAAAAAGGUGUUCUGCAACACCCACAGGGACAAAGUGGACCGAGAGACCAUCCAAGAGGGUAACUUUGCUGUCCUCCGGCGUGUUUGCGUCAGCUUGGACAACAUGAAGCUCAACCGCAACUUCACCCAGGGUCUGGAGGUCAGCCGCAUCAACGUGAUGGUGGGAUCGCUGACCGUGGAUGACCUGGGGCGCCUAGGGCCGGCCUCGGACCAGCAGGACACGCUGUACCCGCUAGAGUUCAGGUGCCAGAGAGUUUAUUGGAGUACAUUUGAUGCAAGACGCCGCUGUGUCUACACCAUCCGCAUCUUUGAGUACAAAGCAGCUGCUACCCCAAAGUCUCCCCUCGAUGUCAACCACACCACAGCUCACAGCCCCGGAACCCUCAACAGGCGGAAGUCUCACCCUCACAUCACGGAGCUUGGUAGCGACAUGCCCAUCAUCCCCGAGAUGGACGAGGAUGGUGCUCAGAUUCUAGGACUUGAGAAGCCUGGGGUGGAGAUGAUGGACGGGGUCUUUGAGCUGUCCUUGGACAGCACUGGGCUGGAAUCCCUGUUGGAUCCCGAAACGAUGCUGCAGUGCGAGGCGGAGCUCCGAGAUGGGGGCGUGGACCCAGAAGCUGCCUUGUCUGCAGCCCUGGAGCAAGUGGAUGCUGAAAUUGCCAUGCAAAUGGGUGAGGCUGAGCUAGCCAUGCAAGACCGGUCCCAAGGGGCAGAACUAGAAGCAGCAGCCACUUGCUUAGAUGUUCCUGAUGAAGGUGUGGAUGCUUUGAGCAAGAGCUGUCCAACAUUUGAAGCUCAAGAGCUACCUGAAGCCUUCAAGACCUCCCCUGAGGAUAUCAGGCUUACCCAGUCCUUUCCAUCUCCCUCUGUCAGUCUAGCUAUGAACACCACCGGCCUGUCAGAGAAAACUCUGAAACACUUGCCACAGGGAGCUAUUACAAAUCAGAGAAUGACAAUUGCGGAUGUACAGAGAGAUGACUCUGAUCUCUCAGAUAACCUGAGUCGGAUGGUGAUGAGUUUGAAUUAUGCUGCCCAGUGUGGGAGAAUUGAGGAAGCCAGGAGAAGAUCUUCUCAGGACAGUGAAGCCUCAUCGAGUAUGUCUGAAACGAGAGCACUGGCAAUUAACCCACCUGAGCCUACAGCUCAGGCACCAUCAAGCGAGCAGGUUUCGUGUACUUCUUCAAAUUUUGCAAUACCAGUCAAUUCAGAGAGCCCCAGCUUGACCACAAAUCAGGGCAUUACCUGCAUUACUACCAUGAAUUCCCCGGAGGUGCCCUCAUCAGAGACAGCGGUACAUUGUACUCGAACAGAUGCUGGAUCUGAAGCAGAGAUGUCCAACAUGCCGUCACAGACACUCACUUCCAAAGGAUCUCUGGACUCAAACUGUCGCAGUCAUGACUUGGGAUCUGUCCUCGCCACCACCUCAGCUGAGGUUUCAGUUUCAGAUAGGCACGAGAAUGUGCCAACAUCUCACAUGCCUGCCAUCCCUCGGACAAGCAGCAGCUGUGGGAGCCUUGCUUCCCCAAUGCUCGAUACCCAAGCUGAACUUUGCUCGGAGAAGGUUUCAUCCGGGGACACUCCCACAAGAUCUAUAUUCAAAUUCAUCGACAGCCUGUUGACAGAGGGGGUUACCCAAAAGACCCUUGCACAUGACUUGCCUUCACCGUUAAUAUCCCAGAAGACAGAGAGCAGCCCUCCUGGAGGCCUUCCUCUAAGUACUGGUGAAGAGCAGGAGGAGACAACAGAGGAGAGUCUUUCCUCCAAAGCUUGUGGUGCUUCUAGAACAGUACAAGUGGGAAGUAAUGAGGGAGCUUGUUCCAAAGGUCCUGUGGAGCCUAAGCCAGCGGAUAAUAGUCAAAUUAACCAUCAAAAUGAAAGGUUACCAACAGUCACUAAAACUGGUAGUGGCAACACUCCUAGAGGUUGCUUAGUACUGGCAGGUUUUGAAUCAGACUCUCAGGACGGGUGCUCCAGUUCGCAAGAGAGCAUGGGUGCUUCGAAGAGUACACAAGAUACCUGCUCAGAUGAGGACACCGACCUGAGCCAGCACACGAGGGACAUCGUCGCAGAUGUAAUCGAGCUGGAAAGCCUGCGCGAAUAUUCGGCCAAGCGUGGAGACCUCUUGUCAGUCACAGAGGGGGAUGACGGCCAGCUGAAUGAGAGCGAAGUGGACUCCUCCGUAGGCACGCCUGGUGGCACUUCAAGCACUGUGGAACUGACACCGCAGCCUAUGCUGAAUAGACGAAGUCUAGGUUGCCACCUAGAAACUGGGAGAACUCUGUCAGAAAACAGAGAGUAUCAGAGUGCGCAUCCUGACGCAAAAGUGACUUUUGAUGCCAAGAGUGCAAUUCUCUCAGAAUUUGAAUUAGAAUCUAACAGAAUUCAUGCAGUGGGUUCUGCUGAAGCACAGUCAGAUGUCAUAGUCCAGUUUAAGUCCAGUCACCCAGCUCUAUACAUGGAGGACCCUAAGCCCUCAUUACUUAAUGUUAUUGAAGCUGUUGAAGCUACUCCUGGAAGAAGGGAUGAAUUAACCGACCUACAAUCCUCUUUUAAAAAGGAGCUAGACACCCUGGGGAUUCAGUCAAAUGUAAUUGAUGACUUGACUGUGGAUGCAGGAUCUACAUUAAGUGCAGCUGCUCUGGCACCUUCAGCACAUGCAUCCUAUGGAGGCUUGAAGAGCUCAUCAACAGAAGAUACAGCUGUCAGGAGCUCUACGCAGUGUGGAAAGCAAGAAGUGGACAGGUAUGGAGAAUCCCCAAGGACGGCAAGGCAAGUUUCUGUCACCGAUGAGGCUAGCUGCAGUAGCAGUCUCGGUGCAGAAAGCAUGGAAAUCGAUGCUGGUUUGCCAGCGUGCUUGUCAUCGGAAGGGGAGAGUGAAUCUUGCAAAGCUGAGAGGGAAUUCAAUGAACCGGAACACACUUGGACAGAUAGCAAGGUUUCUGCCAGUUCUGCGGAAUCUGGACAGGGUGGUCAGGGAGAGACCGUGAUGCAUGAGGAAUUACCUGCUACGCAAGAAGUGCUGAUUGACGAAGUUACUCAAGGCAAGUGCUCAGAUCAUAAGAGACACCUGGAUGCAGUUACACCCUCAGAAGGCGGCCCUGGGUCUGCAGGAGAGAUUCCAAAAGUUAGUGCAGAGGAAAUGGAAGAGCCACUUGCUAAGAGAAGGAAAAUAGAGGACCCAGAGGCUGAUGAGCCCCACAAGAUUUCCGAGUCAUCUUCGCAACAUAUUGCUCAAGCUGAAGUUAACUCUCAACCAGCUUGCUCCGACCAAGUUCUGGAUUUGAGUCUGCCACCACACCUCUGUCCUGAUCCUGAUGAAAAGAAUGAAGGCCCCAGGAGUUGUAGCCUUUCCAGCACAUCCAGCUUGACCUCUGCUCCCAGAGGUGGGUCCAUCAGCAGUCUCUCUGUGCAAUCCUGUGAAAAAGAGGCGGAGCAGAAUGCAACAACUGGAAGCACUGUGGGUCUCGAUAAAGAUGUAGCCGAAAUGGAAGUUGACAGGCCCUUGCAUUCACCCAAAAGUGUCUGUGGUGAGGGGAAUGUGCUGGAUAUGAGGCAGAUAACGACAGCGUCAAGUCAAAGAGUCAGUGAUGCGGUUGUAUCAGAAGUGUUGGCUGUCACGUUGGCACUGGAAAGUAGACCCGAGAAUCAGCCUUGCUGCACUGCAGAGGAGGCAGACGAUGAUGUUUUUCUUGAGAACAGUUACAGGGAUACAGAAAUGCAUACAAGUGAUCGUGGUGAACGCAUCUCAGGCGAAGAGCCUGUCAAGAUGGACAUGUCCCAAACGCUGCGAAAAGCAGUCGUUGUCCUCCAUGACAUCUACAAAGUGCAUAAUAACAGAGUGCGAAGUAUGUCCUGUGAUUUGUACUCAAGUCCUUCGAAAGAUUCUGAGAGGUCCAUGCCAACCACCCCAAUAUCUGACAGAAGCCUGUCUCUCAGUUCAGCUGCGUCCCUCCCAACAAAAGCCAGAUCACUACCAAAUACACCAUCGUUUUCACAAAGUUUGUCAAAAGAGUCAACUACUCUUGUCACAGGUGGAAGGCGUGAAAGGGGUGCGUCUGAAUCGGAAGUUACCCAUAUGUAUUCCAGAUCAGAGAAGGGUGAUGACCACGUGGUUUUUGAAUCUCACUGUACGGCAAACGAUAAUUUGCUAGAGGAAGAGCACCUGACAAAAUUAUCUGAGAAGCUCAACCAGAACAAAUUUCACGUCAGUGAAGGCACAGAGGAGAGAGAAGUGCCAGACAAAGGUGUCACAGAGCCAGCAGUGGAAUACAUCCUGGAUGAGAAAACUGGCAGUUUUGUUGCUGCUCCCAUCUUUCCCGACAGUAGUAAGGAUGAUUUUGCAGCUAGCCAAAUUCCUCUAGAACGAAAGAAGUAUCCGAUGAGAUCAACCUUCUCCCGUCUCACCCGCAUCGUUGAGAAGUCAGAAGAGAGAGUUCCUCGCCGCAAGAGGAACUCAAGCAGCGCCUCGUCCUCCAAAGAGAUGUCCUUAGAGGGCAUUUCAUGCAAGGACAAUGUUCAGCUGGAAGGUGAUGAGAGUGAGCCCACACUCGCAGGAACACCCCAGCUGCCAAUGAAAAGACGUCGGGGUCGGCCGCCUAAAAGUAAGACUCCAGUCUCAACCAGGAGAGAGGAGGACGAAGAAAGAGAUAUGGAUGCCUCUCAAAAUGGAGCCCAGGAAGAAAGCAACACAUCCUUUGGGCUAUCUCUGAAAAGUGCUCAGCGGCGGCUGCAGAUUUCCAUGAACGAAAAGGGAACCAAGGGAAAUGACAAGGGACACAAGGAAGGAGAUGAGUGUGAGACAGGGACGCGGAGUUUGAGGAGGAGAACUACGAGAGUCCUAUACUGUGAAAAUACCAGAACGCGAAUUACUGCCACCCUCAACAACAAGAUUACCACUGUUCCUGGUGAAAAAGAUGGGCAGAAACCUGAGGUAGAACCCAAAGAGAAUUCGCCAGCCAAUGCAGUACCUGCCAAGACAAAGGACAACAAGCAAACCACCGAAAGUGAGACGGCAGUAGGAAGGCAGAUGCCACGUGAUGAGCUGAAAGCAGAGAGCAAAGAUAAAGGCACUGAUUUGGAUGCAGUAAAACCUUCUGAGGAACUUAGGGUCUCGUCUGCAGAACCAGUCAAGCCUGUGAGGCGUUGGCCUCUUAAACGGGUCAUGGGGGACUUUGUGUCCAACGAGGCGCUGCUGGAUCUCUGGACAGGGCUUCAGCCAGAUUUAGGCCCCUUGAAGCAGAAAUCAAAGGAAAUAGAAGAACCAAAAGUAUCGGAGAGCUCAGUUGGGUCCAUCGUGCCCAAGAACCCCUCCGACAAAAAUAAGAAAGAUCCUGCAAAGGUUGUAGUCAGCACCAGUUUGGUUCCAAGAAGUGUUUCCCGCGUGGUUGUCUCAACAUCAUCGCCUGUGGUCACAGCUGGUUCAGCAGGCCUCUCGAUCAAUCGAAAUGACUACCUUAAGUGUCUCUUCCGCAGCAAUGCUAGCAGCCAGCUGCAGAGGGUCAAGCUGGCUACGAACCCACAGAACAAGACCGGAACCUCCGAGUGCAUGAUCACGAGUCGCCAGGUAAUCCUGCUGAAGCCCGGGGAGGUGCUGAAGAUGAAGAACACAGGAGAGAGAGGGCGUGGUCGAGGCCGGGGAAGGGGUAGGGGUAGGGGAAGUGUUGGGCAAGAGGUACACCAACAAGCAGAUGAAUCCCUCCAACCAUCCCAUCAAGACAAGCAGUCGUGCUGGACCAUGGAGACAAAUCGCAAAGUUGGAGAAAACUCAGUCGUUACUAACCCAGAGAGUGAUGGUCCCUCUGCCACCGAUGCCUUAGCAGAUGGACCAAAAAGGACCCCAGUUGAUGAUAAUGCUGCCCUUCAGAAAAAACUGUUUGAGAGGACCGCCGCAUCUCUGGGUUUUCAGAUAGGCCAGGCUAAGUCUGCCAAAAAAUCCAACGCGAGCAGUGAGCCAGUGAAAGCAGGCCCGAUGCCCCUCACAACCCAAAAUGUGUCCGGUGCCUUCACUACAAUCAAGACUUCGAGAGUCUCUACGGCAGUUUCUGUUGUGCCAAGCUUGUCAAGAGUUUCAACUGCCCAGAGCAUCUUGCGACCGUUUGGGGCAUCAGCUGGAACAGUUACUCCUAAGGUAACAUCCGUCCCGACAGUCUCCACCCCACGUGCCUCAGCCAGUCCUGACAACAUGUCCCUUACACAUGUGAGCGUGCCAUUGUCUCGGACUUGUACCAAAUCGGAAACCACUGGUUUCCUGCAAUCUCCUGUGUCGUCUCCUCCUGUAGUUACACUGGUGACCACAACGCAGGUGCUCAACUCAACCAGUCAGUGUCUGUAUGCUUGCCCUACUACAAGCGGCUCGUUCAACAACCAAGCAGAACAGGCACAGGAACCCUCCCCAGUCCGCCCUGCCUUGACCAGUGCAUACUCCACCCUGCUGCCCACUGUCCCCAACACCGGUACAUCUUCCGUUCAUCCGUUCUUGAGCCAGGUCAACACACCCAGAUCCAUCAAGACAUUGCCAAGCAUCCUCAGCCCUGUCCUAGGCUGCAACACCGUCAUCCCCGGGACAACCAGGUCCCCUUUCACACAGUUCAUGACCCACGCUCCUACACCUGUCGUUUCGGACAGGGCCUUGUUCGCUCCAGCAACAACCAUACUAGGUGACGGGAUGCUGCCACCUAUUCCAACCAGCCCUCUCCCGGUUUCAGUCUUGCCCUCCCAGGCGUCGCUGUCACUAGCAUCACCUCAGAAUGCCGUGGACCAGCUCUGGUCCAUCAUCCAGCAACAGGCUCAGCAAGCUCAGUGCUUGGGCAUGCAGCCCAUUAAGCAGCAGCAGCAGGAUGACCAGCUCCCCAUCCCUACCACCUCCGUCUUGCCCGAGGCUCCACCGACAUCCAUCCCUUCUGCUUCCUCCCCGAAUCCCUUGAAGAGGCCUGCCCCAGAGGAGCGGGACAAGAAGCUCGUCGGGGCAAAACGUCGGAAGAAUCCAGUCGAGACGCGGAUCUGGUUUGACGAGUUGGGCCAGCUGCAUGCAUGCGAAAGUUUAGCAGUGAGCUCGCCUCUGCAACAUCCUUCUUCCCAGGAGAGGCAACUGAAACCCUCCCGGCCGAGAGCUCGCAUCAAGAAUGCCUCAGGUCCGAGGAUGAAGAUGCCCACCUUUUCGGAAAACCAGGAUGAUAGCCCCUUGACCAAAGCAGAUGACACUGAAACAGCAUAUGGGAGUCUAGCAAGAGCCCAAGGCAACACAUCCAGGAGACCGACAAAGGUACCCGCCCGCAUCCCACCCAAAGCCCCCGCCCACCAAGUGGACCCCCAAACCUUCCAAGCCUCUGACGAGAACAAGGAGAAUCUGGUGGAUAGGGGUAGCGCCCCCCGGCCGGCCCCCGUCCAGGCCAAUGAGGGCUUCAAGCUGCUUUUCGAGGUCAAGAGCGACGAUGGGUUCGAGACCCGGGCGGAGACCAUGGAAGAGGCGUGGCGCCAGGUGGUGGAGAAGGUGCAGGAACGGCGUAACGACACCCGCUUGAAGAGCCUGUCAUUCGCUGGUGUGGAUUCCAUGAAGAUGCUCGGAAUCAAGCAUGAUGCCCUGGUCUUCCUCAUCGAGCAGCUCUUCGGCGCCAAGAACUGCAAGCGAUACCAAUUCAAGUUCCACCAGCGACAUGCUGAAGCGGCCACCGAAGAGGAGCCACCACUGAAUCCUCACGGCUGCGCCCGUGCCGAGCCCUUCCAGUCGCGUUCCCACCACGACAUCUUUGAUUUCCUGGCCUCACGCCACCGUCAUCCCCCUGAGCUGGAGGAGGACACGCAGGAGCAGGACGUGCAGCACAAGUCAGCCAAGCGAGCCACCAGUCUGGAUCUCCCCAUGGCGAUGCGAUUCAGACACCUCAAAGAGUCAGCCAGGGAGGCCGUAGGAGUCUAUAGGUCCAACAUUCACGGUCGGGGUCUGUUCUGUAAGCGACCCAUUGAGGCAGCCGAAAUGGUGAUUGAAUAUUCCGGUAAUGUCAUCCGCUCCAUCCUGACAGACAAGAGGGAGAAAUACUACGAAAGCAAGGGCAUUGGUUGCUACAUGUUCCGGAUCGAUGACUUUGAUGUCGUGGACGCAACAAUUCAUGGUAACGCAGCCCGGUUCAUCAACCACUCUUGCGAUCCCAACUGUUUCUCCCGGGUCAUCCAAGUGGACGGCAAGAAGCACAUCGUCAUCUUUGCCAGCCGCAAGAUCCACAAGGGGGAGGAACUGACCUACGACUACAAGUUCCCCAUCGAGGAUGUCAAGAUCCCCUGCAACUGCGGCGCACUGCGCUGCCGCAAGUACCUCAACUGAGAGGCCCGGAGAGCGGAAAGCAUCUGGUUCCCUGGCUACUUAGGCAAAGAGAGACGUGCUCUCACAGAGCACCCAGGUCUUGUACGACCACGGGAUCUUGAUCUAGUCCCAGGAAAAGCCAUACUGAGGAGUCAAGACUUUGUGAGGUGCGCCUGAAGGGAGAUAAACCUCUGUGGAGUCAGUAACAUCAAGAUUCCCCCCGCUAUUUCCCUGACCAAGGGAGAUGUGCAGCGAAGGAGGCAUGAACACGCACAUCAUGUAAACCUUCAAGAAUCUGAUCUGAAGAGCCCAUUGUGUCAAGAAUAUUAAGCUCCUCGGCAGCCGUUUCAUUUUUCGUCGUGUGAGGAACAUCUCAGAAUGACUCAAACCUGUUGUGGAAUUUGACACUCCCUGCUUCUUACAGUGCACCGUGGCUCUGCAGAUACUGGAAAGGAGAGAUACGCAGGUGCAAGGACCAGGAGCUCAGAACGUUAACAUCCCCUUGCAGUAUUUGGGGGCGCCUUCGGUGCCUGAUGUUUGCAAACUGCCAGAGGCACGCCUCUAUGCUGCUAGUAUUGUCAAGUCCCCUGGCAAGUUUGACACACUGCAGUGGUGCAAGUGAAACGAUCCGAGAGAUACGCGCACUGAGGAAGUCUGUAGGUUAAGGAAGCCAGAAGCACUGUGGCCACAUCGGAAUUACUUGGCUGCGGCUUGAAAUUACGUACAUCUCUAUGGGAAGUGGCUGCAGCCGCAGCCACAGGCGUGCGUAAUUUACAGGCUGCAGUGAAAAUAACCCAGACACAGCCCACAGUGCAUCACGCACCUGAGCUAUUAGAGAAGAUUUUUGUUUGGCAAUAACGGUGAAAGCUGUACAGUCUAUGAAGUGCAAAAUUCGAGGCAGCUGAUACAUAGGAAACUGUAAUAGAGAUGUAGAGUCAGUCCAAUACAGGGACAGAGUUUGGGAGGGCCAGUCAUAUUGGGAAGGAUCGGCUAUGUGUAGUGCAGGUGGAUCGGCUAUGUGUAGUGCAGGUGGAUCGGCUAUGUGUAGUGCAGGUGGAGAAAGUAAGGGAACAUUUCAUAAUUACAGAAGGCGAUAUUUACUGCGGUACCGCUGUUUUUUUGCGGUACCAGCAUUAAGCCCUUUCGGGUAACUAGUGCGGUGCCGCUAAAAAAACACAGCGGUACCGCAGUAAAUACCGCCUUCAACAAUGAUGAAACGCUCCCUAAAUUUGAAUACAGAGUCGGAGAAAGACUAUCAACUGUCCUACAGAAGCUUACACCACAGCACCCCCCCCCCAUCGCCUUGUGCCUUGUAUCUUAAGCUCCUUCAAACUGUUGAUUUAGUUGGCUAUUUCAAAUGCAACUAGCAUGAUAGAUCUCAAAGUGUUUUAUUGUUUGGGAAAUUGCAAAACAUUGUCGGCCUGUGUAAGUUAAUAGAAAAGGCUUUUUCACCACGGAGAAAGUUACUAGAUAUUGGUUGAGUGUGAAGCAAAGGAUUGCUUUGCCUGACCUCCAAAAAUAUCAGCAGGCAGGUUGAGUACUUUUUAAAUACUUACUAAUAUCUGGCGUGACUUUAACAUUGGACUCUGUUUUAAAGUACUUUCAAGAUUUACUUAUUGAUGGAGAAGCACGUGGAACCCAUCGAAGUUAAUGUGUUGUAGACAGUCGGGUGUCAUGUGGCAAGAGCGUGAUGGUGUGCCUGCCGCUGUUUUGUCCGGGCAGGGAACCAGACAAAGUAGGCUUCCAUCUGAAUACUUAUAUAGAGAACAAUAAUUUUACCUGUGGAAGGUUUUCCAAAUGAAAUUUACACAAAAGGGGAAAAAGUUCUUAGGUCAUGUCUUAAAUGUAAUGCAAGCUAGAAUUUACCAUGGACUCUAAAAUUUUCCCAGAAGUUUGCAAACUGUGUAUAUAUUUUUAAAAGGUUUUUACAUUACUAUGCAUAUAUUCUUUAUUCUUUGACACUUCUGGGCAUUUUACUGUUGGGAGAAAUUAGUCGUGAACGUGGAAUCCAUACAAAGGUAUGGUCACCUAGAUGAAAGGUUACAUGUCGGGUAAAACCAAAAGUUGACACAGACAGUAUUUGAAAGAGUGUUCCGUGUCAGAAAUGAUAUGGGGCUACAGAAUUAGGAACUUUUCUGGAAAGUUGCUUGGGAAAAGUGCUUGGAUCGAUGAUGAAAAAAACCCCAAAUUUUGUAACAGGAAAUUCUCUAGAGGAAAUUUGGUGGCUUGAAUUUAAAAAAACCAAAGAGGUUACAAAUCAGGAUAAAAAUCUGAAGACGGACCCCCUGCAAUAUUUUGCAAUUUCACAUCCGAAAAAUGAGUAGAAUCGUCGGAACAGAAGCUAAUUAGUGUUUGCAAUCUGUGCUUUGAUCUUCCAAUUAAUGAUUCUGUUCUUCAUUUUGAUUAUUUUGUUUUAAAUAUUUUUAAUUCUCAUUGAAAUUUCCAUUGUGUCUACACUUGCAAUUUUCCAGCGUUCGGUGUAUAAGUGUACAUUGUAAUCGUAUUCUUGAAGAUUUGCAUUAUCACUAUAAACAUAGUUGUAUUUAUUAUUUUCCUUAUUCGUAGUACUUUGUUAAAAUGAUUGAAGAGAUUAAAAUGAAAGAUGUUUCUUUUUUAUGCA
Molecule: messenger RNA, 17123 nt
Organism: Acanthaster planci (crown-of-thorns starfish)
Lineage: Eukaryota; Metazoa; Echinodermata; Asteroidea; Valvatida; Acanthasteridae
Product: histone-lysine N-methyltransferase 2A-like
Biological process (GO): positive regulation of DNA-templated transcription
Cellular component (GO): histone methyltransferase complex; nucleus
Molecular function (GO): protein binding; zinc ion binding; histone H3K4 methyltransferase activity
Source: RefSeq, a predicted model, not a curated record